This is a messenger RNA of Ascochyta rabiei, 1425 nucleotides long. RefSeq names its product Cysteine protease atg4. The coding region runs from base 1 to 1425 and encodes 474 amino acids. The transcript has 2 exons. The record is from RefSeq and is a predicted model, not a curated record. NCBI's taxonomy places the organism in Eukaryota, Fungi, Ascomycota, Dothideomycetes, Pleosporales, Didymellaceae. Gene Ontology annotation, molecular function: protein-phosphatidylethanolamide deconjugating activity.
AUGAACGACUUCGAGCGCGUCGGCCGCAACCUCGUCCGCACCUUCUACGACCCCCUCCCAACCAACGACGCCAACGACCCCAUAUGGCUGCUCGGCGAGCGCUACGACCCCAAGCCGCCGCUGCUGCUCGGCUCCACGCCUAGUGAUGCGGCUGCCUCGACCCCGCAGAACGAGCGCGGCGAGGACGAGAGCUGGAUCAGAACCAGCGUCGACGACACAGACCGCAAGGAAGCCCCCAACGGCCAGGACCCCGCCCAGUAUGGCGGCUGGCCCUCGGCGUUCCUCGAUGACUUCGAGUCGCGCACAUGGAUGACCUACCGCUCCGGCUUCGCGCCCAUACAGAAGAGCCAGGACCCAAAGGCCACCGCCACCAUGAGCUUCCGUGUGCGCAUGCAGAACCUCGCCUCCCCCGGUUUCACCUCCGACACGGGCUUUGGCUGCAUGAUCCGCAGCGGACAGUCCAUCCUCGCCAACGCCCUGCAGAUGCUGACCCUGGGCCGCGACUGGAGAUGGCAACACGACACCACCAACCCCGACCACUGCGCUAUUCUGUCGCUCUUCGCAGACGAUCCAAGGGCUCCCUUCUCCAUACACCGCUUCGUCCAACAUGGUGCUGCUGUCUGCGGCAAGUACCCAGGCGAGUGGUUUGGCCCCUCGGCAGCCGCGCGCUGCAUCCAGGAUCUGGCCAACAAGCACAAGGAAGCCGGCUUGAACGUCUAUGUUUCUGGCGACGGCGCAGAUGUGUACGAAGACAAGCUUAAGCAGAUCGCCCUCGACGAGGACGGGCGCUGGCGGCCUACCCUCAUCCUUGUCGGCACCAGGCUCGGUAUCGACAAGAUCACCCCCGUCUACUGGGAGGCGUUGAAGGCUGCUCUGCAGAUGAAGCAGAGCAUCGGCAUUGCAGGCGGUCGCCCCUCAGCAUCACACUACUUUGUCGGCACCCAAGCCAACACCUUCUUCUACCUUGACCCCCACAGCACGCGGCCCUUUCUACCGUAUCACGCCUUACCCCUGUCCUCGUCCUUGUCCUCAUCCUCAUCCUUGUCCCCGUCCUCGUCCACAUCCCAAGACGAAUCGAAACCCGACGCACCCCUCGCAGCCUCCACAGAAUCGCGUACCACCAUCACCGAUUCACAAACCACCGUGGUCCCCUCUCCCAGCGAAGCCGCCUACACACCCGCCGACGUGGCAACCUGCCACACCCGCCGCAUCCGGCGUCUGCAGAUCCGCGAAAUGGACCCUUCGAUGCUGCUCGCCUUUCUCGUCACCUCGGAGGAAGACUACGAGAAGUGGAAGGAGGGCGUGCAGAGUGUGCAGGGCAAGUGCGUUGUGCACGUGCAAGACCACGAGCCCGCGCCGAGGGGCCAGGAGAGGGAGGGCGCCGUGGAUGAGGUGGAGAGCUGGGACGAGGACGGCCUGCAGUAG